Molecule: messenger RNA, 680 nt
Organism: Drosophila innubila
Lineage: Eukaryota; Metazoa; Arthropoda; Insecta; Diptera; Drosophilidae
Gene: Burs
Product: bursicon
Exons: 3
Coding region: 80-601 (173 amino acids)
Biological process (GO): animal organ morphogenesis
Molecular function (GO): BMP binding; receptor ligand activity
Source: RefSeq, a predicted model, not a curated record
AAGCGGCAUCUAUAAAAGCCGUAAGGCAGUUUUGAGCGUUUUCCAUUUGAAAGCGCCGAGAGUUGUAGGUGACAACAAAAUGCUGCGCCACGUGCUACGCAAUGAAAACAACAGAAUUUUUGUGCUAAUUUUGCUGUACUGUGUUCUUGUUAGUCUGCUGAAGCUGUGCAUGGCACAAGGUGACAACGCGGUGUCCUCCAAUGACAAUGAUAUUGGACACCUCGGAGAUGACUGCAAGGUAACACCCGUCAUUCAUGUCCUGCAAUAUCCUGGAUGUGUGCCCAAGCCGAUUCCCUCGUUUGCCUGUGUGGGUCGCUGCGCGAGUUAUAUACAGGUAUCAGGAAGUAAAAUUUGGCAAAUGGAGAGAUCCUGCAUGUGUUGCCAGGAGUCGGGGGAGCGCGAAGCUGCCGUAUCUUUAUUCUGUCCCAAGGUCAAGCAUGGGGAACGAAAGUUUAAGAAGGUACUCACCAAGGCACCGUUAGAAUGCAUGUGCCGUCCGUGCACCUCAAUCGAAGAGUCUGGCAUUAUACCACAAGAGAUCGCCGGCUACUCGGAUGAGGGUCCACUCAAUAAUCAUUUUCGACGUAUUGCCCUACAGUAGAAUCAAUUAUAUGAUCGUUUGCACACAAUUUGCACAUUAAAAUACAUUUAAUUGUCGCAUUAUAUUCAAUUUCUACAUC